Messenger RNA from Cylicocyclus nassatus, 2019 nucleotides. Lineage: Eukaryota; Metazoa; Nematoda; Chromadorea; Rhabditida; Strongylidae. The record is from the annotation of a GenBank genome assembly.
AUGAGAAUAGUCGAUGAUAUGCAUCCUCUGAUUCGAAGCCCUCCACCGUACAAGGAUAUUGACAGCUGCUCCUACACGUCAGAGAAAGCCCCAGAUUUCGAUCAACCUCCACCAUAUCCGUCUCCAAACGAAAGUUCAAAUAAUCGGUUUCGGAUUCCUCAAGGCUGUGACCUCUGCUGGUCGUCUCUGUACGCCUAUGGUCCUAGCACGACAGCAUCCUCUUUUAGCGAAAAGUAUGCUAGGCGUCGACCACAGAAACGAAAAGAGAUUCUGCAUAAAGUAAGUGGUAUUGCCAAAGCAGGAAGAUUGUUGGCAAUUAUGGGAAGCAGUGGUGCUGGCAAGACAACGCUUCUAAAUGUACUAACGUCUCGGAAUCUAGCUGGUCUGGAUGUAGAAGGCAAGAUUACGGUAGAUGGGCAGAGCAUCAGCAAGUGGAAGUUCAAAGAGAUUUCUGCAUUUGUUCAACAGCAUGACAUGUUUGUUGGCACAAUGACAGCUCGAGAACAUUUGCGAUUUAUGGCCAGAUUACGUAUUGGAUCAAAUUAUACAAAAAUGGAACAGGAUCUUCGGGUAGAAGAAGUCAUACGAAAGAUGGGUCUCAGUGGCUGUGCUGAUACACUUAUUGGUACACCGAGUUCAUCAAAAGGCUUAUCCUGCGGUGAAAUGAAGCGCUUAGCUUUUGCUUCAGAGAUGCUCACAUGCCCAAAGAUUUUGUUCUGUGAUGAACCUACCUCAGGGUUGGAUGCUUUCAUGGCAGGCCACGUCGUCUCAGCACUGAGAACUCUAGCAGAUGGUGGAAUGACUGUGAUAAUCACUAUUCAUCAACCGAGCAGUCAAGUCUACAACAGCUUUAAUGAUGUCUGCCUUAUGGCUUGCGGAAGAAUCAUCUAUCUGGGUCCUACGGAAGAAGCCCAUCCGCUAUUUGAAAGAUGUGGCUAUCCAAGUCCAGAUUACUGCAAUCCAGCUGAUCACCUCGUUCGGACUCUAGCAAUCAUAAACGACCGGAAGAAAGACUGCCUCGAAACUAUAUCGAAAAUUCGAAAAGGUUUCUUGGAGACAGCUUACGGAAAAAGGAUUCGAGAAAUUGAAGGGGACAAAUCGAUGGAAAAACGCGUAUUCGAUGGCAGUGAUGCUAUGAACCACAAUUUCUUCACAAUGAAGCAUCCAGCAUCCUUCUAUGCUCAGUUGAGCGCACUCACUUGGAGGGCAUGGUUGACAAUAGUGAGAGAUCCGACAGUGCUCAAAAUCAAGCUCAUCCAAACUAUUAUAUGCGCCAUUAUUACUGGGCUAAUCUAUCUUCAAACUCCUAUAAGGCCGGAUACGAUUAUGUCCAUAAAUGGAGUGUUGUUCAAUCUAAUACGAGAUACCAGCUUUAUGCUGCAAUACCCUGCCGUACCAGCGAUGACUAUGGAGCUGCCGAUUGUUCUGAGAGAAAACGCUAAUGGUAUCUAUUCGACUUCUGCAUACUUCUUGGGAAAAAACAUUGCUGAAUUCCCCCAAUACGUAAUCCUGCCAGCGAUCUACACUGCGAUUGUUUACUGGAUGGCUGGUCUCGUACCGGACAUCUGGACAUUCUUAUUUGCUACUUUUAUCUGCAUUCUCAUGAUCAAUGUGGCUAUUUCUAUAUCCUACGCAACCGCUACCGUAUUUGGAUCCACAGACAUUGCUAUGACUAUUCUUCCAAUGUUUAUAGUCCCUAUGCUAGCGUUUGGAGGAUUUUUCAUCACGUUCGAAACUAUUCCUGGAUACUUCAAAUGGUUCUCCAAGCUGUCGUACUUUAAGUACAGCUAUGAAGCUCUCGCUAUAAACGAGUGGGAGAUGAUCGAUUUCAUUCCAGGCUGUGUCAACUACACAUUACAACAUUCGAGUUGUCCCAGUACUGGUCGCGAAGUCCUUGAGCAGAUCGAUUUCAAUGAAUACAGCAAAUGGGUGGAUGUUCUUAUAUUAACGGCGAUGUUCUUCAUCAUCCGUGCAAUCUCCUACGUUGCGUUAUUAGUGCGUGCAUAUCGCAAUCACUGA